AUGCAGCUUCCAUGGGGAACACGAUCUCUGAGUGUGAUAAAGCUUUGUCUUCACGUUUUCCUUAACCGACAGGAGCAACCACAGCCUGGAGAAGAUCUCUAUGAAUAUAAUGAGCCAGGGAAACCCUUUUAUAUUAUAGACCACUUUUUCAGGACCAGACAAUUCCUUCUGGAGAGACCCCCCCCCCAUGAAUGUCAAGAGAGCAGGAAGUCCUUCUUCCAGAACACUCACCUAAUCACACCUGAAAAACUCCGCAGCAUGGAUAAGACUUAUGCAUGUGACCAGUGUGAAAAGUCCUUCUGCUACAGCUCUGACCUUCUCAGGCACGAGAAGACUCAUACUGCAGAGAAAUUCUUCCAGUGCCAAGAAUGUGGACAGGCCUUCAAGUAUUCCUCGAAUCUGCGAAGACACCUGAGAACUCACACCGGAGAGAAGCCCUUUGAAUGCAGUCAGUGUGGGAAAACCUUCACCAGGAACUUCAACCUAAUUCUGCACCAGAGAAACCACACAGGAGAGAAGCCCUGUGCAUGCAAGGACUGUGGGAAAGCCUUCAACCAGCCCUCAUCUCUCCGGAGCCACGUGAGAACUCACACUGGAGAGAAGCCCUUCGCAUGCAGCCAGUGUGGGAAAGCCUUCAGGGAACACUCGUCCUUGAAGACGCACCUGCGGACUCACACCAGAGAGAAACCCUAUGAGUGCACUCAGUGUGGGAUGCCCUUCAGGACCAGCACACACCUGAACGUGCACAAGAGAAUCCACACGGGGGAGAAGCUGUAUGAGUGUGUGACCUGCGGUCAGGUCUUGAGUCGUCUGUCCACGCUUAAGAGUGACAUGUGUACUCACAUGGGAGAGAAGCCCUACUAGUGCCAGGAGUGUGGACGAGCCUUUAGUGAGCCCUCGUCCCUCAGGAAACAUGCGAGGACUCAUAGCGGCAAGAAGCCCUAUGCGUGCCAGGAGUGUGGGCGAGCCUUCGGCCAGUCUUCACACCUCAUUGUGCGCGUGAGAACCCACAUCUCGGGGAGACCCUACCAAUGCAAUCAUUGUGAGAAAGCCUUCAGGCACAGCUCCUCACUUGCUGUGCACAAAAGGACACACAGUGGCAGCGAGAACAUCAGGAAAGGUGGCUUGCCUUUGUCAGCGUCUCACUCCUACAGCGGCCCCUCGUCAGUUAGCUGUGGGUUUGGAGAAGUGUAAACA
Molecule: messenger RNA, 1197 nt
Organism: Ictidomys tridecemlineatus (thirteen-lined ground squirrel)
Lineage: Eukaryota; Metazoa; Chordata; Mammalia; Rodentia; Sciuridae
Biological process (GO): regulation of transcription by RNA polymerase II
Cellular component (GO): nucleus
Molecular function (GO): DNA-binding transcription activator activity, RNA polymerase II-specific; RNA polymerase II cis-regulatory region sequence-specific DNA binding
Source: RefSeq, a predicted model, not a curated record